AUGGCGGACAAUCCGUCGGUAACCCCAUCAAGCACGGAAGGAAGCACCGACUCGUUGGAUAGUCGUACACGGGACGCUGUCACUGAUGGUCUUGUAGAGCUGCUAAAGCCCGCAGUAGAGGAAAUAGACGACAGGGUGAAAACUGUGAGAGAUAGCCAGGUUGAGUUGCGACAACAGAUUGACUGUUUAGCUGAUGACUUGAAGAAGAUAGCUGAGCAGCAGGCAGUGCCAGUUGAUCUCGAACCUUACGUCAAGAAACUAAAUAAUUCUCGUCGACGUGUUAUGCUAGUCAACAACAUUCUACAAAAUGUGCAGGAAAGAUUGACCAAAUUAUACAACAAUGUUUCCAAGGAAACAGCACGGAGAAAAACGCUACUGGAUUCUCCAUCUCCAGGUCCUCCACACUAAUGAAACAAACUUUUUGUGGUUUUGAAUAAUUCUAUAUUAUGGUACCCCACAAAGUGAGAUACCAGAAGAGACAUUUUUGUUGUUUUAACUCUGUCUCCAUGUUCCCUACACAAGUGGAACAUCAAUAGAGAUUUCCUUGUUGAUUUAAUCAAAUCCCAGGAGUUUUUAUAUUUUAUCGACAGAGCUAUAUUUAUGAUAGAUGAUGAUGUGUAUAAAAAUAUUACACAGUGACUCACAAACUGUAUCCUGCUACAUGUAUUAUGAUACAUGUUGAUGUGCAAUAAUCCUUAAGUUUUGUGGCCAUGAACAUUAUAUGUAAAACUCGUAUAACCAUAUGCUUACAACCAGUAUGUCAGAAGAUAUACUUCUGCAUUGAUUUUGCAUAUCAAACUUGCCAUGUCCAACAGUAGCCUGGAAAGUUCAAAUGAAAACUACCUUAAAUACACUUUAAAAUCAUUUUGAUACAGAAAAACUUCACAUGAAGAUUAGCUAUAUUUAGAUUUUGUUUUGUUGUUCAAAUGGAAAAACUUGUAGGUUCUAAUACUAUUUUCAGUGAUAGAUGUCUUUUCUCUGAUCAGGAGAAAGAAAAACAAAUUUGGCAUUUUUUUUGCUUAUAAUUGUUGUAAUGAAGGGAAUGUGUACAUACCCCAAAAAUUUCAAAUAACAAGACACAGCUUAUUUCCAGUAAUACAAAAUAAAUGCAGGUUUAUUAAUGUAAGAAAUGAUAGUCUUGAUUUUAGGAUAGGCUUGUUUUUGAGGUUUUCUUGUUUUAAUGACUUAAGAGUAUUUUAAAGAUGACUAUAAUACUGCAAAUAUAUCUUUUCAUUAGCACUUUAAAUGUAACACUUCAAUCAUAAAUGAGGACAGACCUGCAAAUAUUACUACAAGCCUCAAAAGGCAAAGUUGAAGCAGGUCAGAAAACAUAUUACCUGGGUAGAUCAGUAGGUCCACCCUUAUUUCAUAAACGAACAUCUCUGGUCCAACUGGUCGAAUUGAUGAAACAUAAAUGCCCCUUGUAUGUGUUGUUCCUAGCCAUAUUAUAUAUAAAUCAACAAUUGAGAAGGAA
Molecule: messenger RNA, 1474 nt
Organism: Ylistrum balloti
Lineage: Eukaryota; Metazoa; Mollusca; Bivalvia; Pectinida; Pectinidae
Product: SNARE-associated protein Snapin-like
Exons: 4
Coding region: 1-408 (135 amino acids)
Biological process (GO): lysosome localization; endosome to lysosome transport; regulation of synaptic vesicle exocytosis
Cellular component (GO): BLOC-1 complex; BORC complex; synaptic vesicle
Molecular function (GO): SNARE binding
Source: RefSeq, a predicted model, not a curated record